AGUACACGUAUUAUUGACGUAAAGAGGUCCGUAGUAUUCGAGCUUUCGGGCGCAAAAAGCUCGCGUUUCCAUUCGGAUUUUUUGUUCAGUGUUAUUCAGGAUUUGCCCCUUUUGGUUAAGGACUUUCGUGAUUGUUUUGUAAAAAAACCUUGUAUUGUAGGUAAAUAUUAAGUGGGAACCAGUUUUAUUUUACUACUUGAGUUCUGUUUGUUUUAUUUUUUCGCUGCAACUCUAUAAAACUUUUGGUUUUGUGUGAGAGAAAACUUUCAAAUAAAAAGUGUUUCUGAAACUGUAAAAGUUCAGGCGUAUCCUUCAAAAUCCAUAUAAAGGAAGACAGCCUCAACAUGUGAUAGUUGUAAGACAAAAAGGGAUGUCUCAUUAGUCCAAAUGAAAGAUUUCUUUGGCCAUUGAGAGACCUGCGCAGGAGCAUGGAUGGACCAUAGAAUGCGCGUCAUCGCGGCGCUUAUAUAUUAUUUCAUGGUCAUUUCAUCACCUAUCUACGCUUUUAUACCUGGAGCGGAUGGGCCAGUUAUAGCACAGGACGCUUUGGAGGGCGGAAAUGCUACUCUGUACUGUGAUUCCUCUACGGACAUUCUCAACGAUGAGCUGAUGCUCCUAGUCUGGUACAAAGACGAUGUACCAAUUUAUAGUUACGACGCCCGGAUAGCCAGCGAGUGGUCGAGCCUGUCCUUCAACACAAGUGGCAGACUGCUAGCAGAUCUGCGGAGACAACCGACUCUUGUCAUCAUCACAAACCUGAGGGGUGACGACCAAGCCUUGUACCACUGUCGGGUGGACUAUCUUCUCGCACCUACCAGGAAUGUUGGAGUCAAUUUGACUGUUAUUGUUCUGCCAAGCCAACCUUUCUUUUUGGAUGAAGUUGGGAACAAAGUUGAAGGAAAAAUCGGGCCAUACCACGAGGGAGACACUUUGGUCCUUAGUUGCUUAGUUAUUGGAGGUCGACCUCCACCUCGAAUCAGCUGGUACUCUGGCGAGGACCUGGUUGACGCUUCAGAUGGCGCCAGUGACAUCCCCGACGUGAAAGAGAACGAGCUGUAUCUACCUCUCACUCGCGCCAACGCUGAAUCAUUGUCUUGUAGAGCCUCCAACACUCCGCUCACUCCGCCUGUGGUUGCUACUUUGAAAAUUGAGCUGUUUUUAUCCGCCUACAACGUAACUAUCAACUGGGUACGAGGGACGGUGGAAGAUGCACUGAGCGCUGGUCGGCCGGCCAUUGUGCAGUGUGUCGCGCACGGCUCCUACCCGCAACCCGAGCUGACCUGGUGGCUGGACCACCGGCACCUCACACAGCACAGCAAUCAGAGCUGGAACAAUGCCACCCGCAAAGCGCAGUCGUUCCUGGAGCUGACGCCGGCCGUGAGCGACAAUGGCGCGACACUGGCGUGCGUCGCAACUAAUACUGCCAUGGAACCUGGACGGGACUCCAAGGCUGACGUCAUCAUUCUUAAUGUUACCUAUAGUCCAAUAGUAGAAUUAUCCAAAUUAGGAGAUGGAAGACUGAACGAAGUGGUGGAGCUGGACAGCUUGCACCUGGAGUGCGAAGUGAGAGCCAACCCGCCAGUUGAAAACUUUACAUGGUAUUUUAAUGAUAUAGAAAUAAGGCCGCACAGUUUAUGGGGCAGCCAAGUGUUUUCCCAAUCCCUGUUGGUAGAGGAAGCGACGCGGAGACACGCUGGUCGAUACUCCUGCGCAGCUCGAAACAGCGUUGGAGAAACGAGAGCUGAAUCUAUCAAUAUUAGUGUAUUUUACCCACCAGAAUGUAUAGAACACGGCAUAACACUAGUGAAAGAAACGUUGAAAUGCAACGUCAAAGCGCUACCAGCGCCAGACACAUUUUUCUGGCACAUCCAACCAACGGACGAAGAUGUACAGCAUCUUACCACUGGAUCAGCAAUCCUUCCACUUACACAAAUUACGGGAUCACUUUCAAGGAACCUGGAAGCGAGCUGUGAAGCAGGAAAUGGUAUCGCAUCUCAAGAGAAACCCUGUAAAAGAACAUUCAGUUUUGAGUUGCUGAGACCACCCCAACCACAGCAAUGCGAUCUGGCGUAUGAAUACGAAGAAUUUCAAAUGAGGUGUAUUCCAGUUGAAAACGCAACAUACUACGAAGUCUCAGUUUGGCGAAUGUCAACGUCCAACGCUUCAUUGAUGCUGGAACGAAGAGGGUCCAUGGGAUAUGGGAUGAGCCAGGCUUUGGCCCAGGGCGAAGGCGUCCCGUGGCUCGUAAGAGGUCCUCUAGGGAACUUGAGAGUAGAGGAUGAAGUUGGUGCUUCUGCAUGUAACAGAUAUGGCUGUUCGGGAUCAUUGCUAUUACGACCGACUGAGCUAUUGUUGAAUUCAGCAUCUGUGCCUUGGUGGAAUUUUCUUCUCGGCAAAGAUGUGGGCAUAUCAAUCGGGGCAGUGGUGCUUUUGGCAGUGUUCAUACUAUCCUCAAUACUGGUCGUACGAGUUGCUCGACGCGUCCGGUCCAAACCUGCGCCCGUCAUACAAGUGCUGCAGCUUGACGAAGUCGCGCGAGAAUAUCUUGAUAACAUAGGAGAGCAUAAAGUCCACGCGUCGUGCAGCCUGCGCUCAUGCAGCAGCGGCUACUCUGAUGGCUCCGGAGAAACUGCGCCAACUAUCGACCGACGUCGCAAGCCGCGUCUAUGGGAAUGGGACCCACCACCUCCCGAUGUGACUCUCACUUUACACAGAGAAAGUGCUGUAUGAACUACAACGGUGAAGGAUGCUUCUCGUGUCGAAGACUCUCUGAAAUCUUGAGGAUCUUGAGGACUUCUUAUCUAGACUUACGGAUGACUUGGAUAACUGAAUCAUUUGAUUCAGGUUUAAAGACAACGGCACUCUCCAUUAUAGACUGUAGCAUCACUAGGUUCAAAUACUUGAGUGAGAAUGGCUGCUCAAUUAUGUGAAUGUGGAGACCCAACUAACCAAUGCUAAGCAUUCCUGUCCAUACGCUUUAUGGAAAUCGUCGUUACUGUCUUAGAACUCUCUAUAUGCUCAUAGAAAGAUCACUAGAUGGAACUACAUGGCAUAACAUCACACUUACGAUGUGUUUAAACAAAAUUUGGAACUAUAGAUAUGGAGGCGACUGACGAACCUGUAAACAUUCUACUCGUGUGAUAGUGCUUUGGACUACCUAACUGCAGAUAGAAGAUCUGGCAGACAGUUUGAUCAGAUAAUAUGAAAUAUUUGCUGAAGGGAUAUAAAACAUAUAAUAAUGACAAAUGAGUGUGAAUAAGGAAAAUGUGACUACUUUGACCUAAUGAUCCUAAUGAGUUUGAUACUCCAGGAUAUUUCAUUGAUUAGGUGAUAGUCAUGGACCCCCCUAACCAAUCAAAUUAGGAUAUUUUUACUGCAGUGACUAUCGAAAAUAGAGUCAAUUACAUAAAAAGCAUAAAAUUAUGUGUAAAAUAUUUAUUUAUUGAGUUUUAAACUAUCGUGAGUGAUUUCCAUUAUAAGUAUAGGUUGUUACGGCAAUACCCGCUUAUUUAGUCUGAUGUAAGUGCGAUUAAUUUCGAAAUUCGAAUGCACCAAGGGUCCUUUUUCAUAAGGACCAAAUACGUGAGUAUAGUCGACACAACCUAUACUUAUUUAUUGAGUACGUAUUUGGAUUUUAAGCUAUUGUUACAAGCUUAAGGACUUUAGAACCAUAAUUGGAGUUCGGUGGACGUUUAAAAGUGAAUAAUUGACACAAUAAAUAAGAGACUGCCACGUUACCCAUAAGAGUUAUACUAAUAUUUAAAAGUUUACAUCUUUGGAAGAUUAUCACAUUAAUAACUAUAAGUUAAUUUUACAAUGUCAUCGAAAUAGGUCAUGUUGAAUUCAUUAUAAUGUUGUGAAUAUAAAAAAAAUAGUAUAAUUUUCAUCUGAGGCCAUAGAAAAAUAUUAUAGGUAAGUUUCAUCUGAGGCUCCAAAGGCCAGUAAAGAAAUUUAUGCUUUUAGAAUUGGGCGUAAAAUUUAUCGCAGAUUUUUGACAGAUUUUCAAUGUAGAAACUGUCAAAACGCCAAAUUCUGUCCUCAAUUCCGCCAAAUUUAUUAUUAGGUAGGUAGGGGUCAUAGAAAAAUUUAUAUCUACAAUCUGUACUUGCCUUUAUGUACCUAUAUAACUGGCCUAAGAAAAAACUGUUUGAAAUAUGAUCAUCAUAGAAUAAUAUUUGGUCUCUAAAAUUGAGAACAUUUAUUAAUAAUUAGGAAGACCUCCAUAAAAUUGUACCUCCUUUUAGUAAAAAAUUUAAAAAAUUAUAUGUUGAAAGGUUUUUAUCUGUGCAGAACAAGAUAAUUUAUGUAGGUAUAUAUUAAAAACUUUUGAAAUAUGAUGUUAAAU
Messenger RNA from Maniola jurtina (meadow brown), 4345 nucleotides. RefSeq names its product hemicentin-2-like. The transcript is spliced from 14 exons. NCBI's taxonomy places the organism in Eukaryota, Metazoa, Arthropoda, Insecta, Lepidoptera, Nymphalidae. Bases 433 to 2730 code for a protein of 765 amino acids. The record is from RefSeq and is a predicted model, not a curated record.